AUGCGCUUUACAAAAACCAGCGAUAAUCUUGGGGGAAGCUCAAGCAUUACUGGAAUUCGCAAAGAAUCAGAAAAGCAUCCACAUCAACCUCGUGAAGUUUGCAGGAGAGCCAGCUUUGGUUCUGUUGUUUUUCAAGAAAAUACAGUCGUCGAUCACCGGAACUUCCUGUCUAUUGCUGUAACGCGGGAUGAAGUAGGUGUACUUGACCUAAACUUCCAAGGUCGAUUUCGAUACUCACGAGCUGGCCUCUGGUACAAACUAGUUCAGGCCAAGACUAACAAACUAGAAAUUUGCAUUGUAACCAAGAAUAUCAUUGUGGAUGUCGAAUCAGCAGACACAAGUGAGCCAUUUUGGAAUCCCUACUGGGAUUGUCAAUUAUUAUCUCAACCUAAAGUACCUGCGUGGUAUUUUCACAAAACCAAACCAUAUCUUCCUCCACGCAUGAGAUAUGUGGAGCUCAAUGACGACACGCAAGGAAUCAUUGUUGGUUGCGGGUUAGAAGGUUUCAUGAACCUUGAAACCUAUGGCCAUAGUGGUAAACCCCACAACUAUGCUCGAACUAGGGGCAAAACUCCAGAACGCAUGACAUACAUUUUCAUUACUUCUGCAUGGAUUCGUGAGCUGAACAGUGCUUUAUCCAUUCGCCAGCCUGUUCUCGUGGUAAACACAUCCUUUGAGCGUACCUGUACCUUUGGGUAUUACGUGCCGAGGGAACACGAGCAUCGACACCGGUAUGAGCCUCUCGUUAUACAGAAUGCCUAUCGAAUCACGGGCUUCUGCUAUAGCAACAAGUUAAGUGUGUCUACACUACAAACAAAGAUUGGCGUUACCCACGAAGAGAAGCCGAUUGGACCACUAACCAAUCCACCUUGCCAAGACGAGUAUACUAUCCCUAACCAUUGGAUACCGCAGUGGUACGUGUCCUCUGCAUGUCUCUCUGGAGUUACUCACGUACGGAUGUUUGUAAAUAACAAAGAGUCUCACAAACCGACCAUGGGAAUGCUGCUCUCUUAUGAAAACCACCAGGAAUCAUUGGGACAGUACAGAUUCGAUUGCGAUGUCGAAGAUUACGACCUGACAGAACCCAUGUAUUUCUUUUCUGGGGACACUCAAAUUGGUCCUUACAUAAAGGUCAUUUGCAACGGCGAGGAGAAGCCGGACUGGACAGAAAUUCCUCGAACAGCAAAGCUUGUCUGGUGGUUCACAGCCGCUUGCUCGUGGCUAGAUGUCCUUCCAAUGUAG
This is a messenger RNA of Bipolaris maydis ATCC 48331, 1242 nucleotides long. The record is from RefSeq and is a predicted model, not a curated record. NCBI's taxonomy places the organism in Eukaryota, Fungi, Ascomycota, Dothideomycetes, Pleosporales, Pleosporaceae.